GAUCGCGAAAGACAGUGCACUUGAGAAAGCCCAUCGCAGGCUGUCUCGGCGUGUAUGUUCUGAAUAGUUUGCAACAUGUUAAUGAGUUUUUACCAAGUUUUGAUUAAAAAUUCAUGCAGUGCAUACAGUAUACGAAAGAAAAUUAAUAGUGCAAGACAUUUACCCUCUUGAUCGAGUAUUUUUGUUAGUAUUAAUUGUGCAAUAAGGAAGGUGAAGAACGAUGCCAGGCAAAGGAGGCAGAAGAGGAAAAUCCGGUCAUGGUGGAAAAAAGGCUGAAUUAACAUCUGAUGAAGAUUCGAUUAAUAAUGAUGCAUGCAGCAUAUCCAGUAGUCAGUCUGAUAAUCAAAGCGUGGUGGAUGAUGUAAAUGAUAAUGAAGUAGAAGAAUUCUCACAACAGGAGGCAUUUGAGGAGAAACUGAAAGAAGCUAUAGAUGGUCUUACACAGAGAAGCGCAAAGGGCAGAACAAUUUGCUUUAAUGGAAUUGAAAAAAUUUUUGCUACCAAGUAUGUACCAGAUUUUGUAGAGGAUAGAAAAAUGACCAUCGCAGAUUCUGUGGAACGGGGUUUGAAAAAAGGGCGUAGUGAAGAACAGUCAACAGCAGCCAGAUUAAGUACUUUACUUUGCGUGCAAUUGGGAGCAUUUGAAAGUGCUGAAACAGUCUGCCGUGAUUUAAAAAGUACUUUGACUUUUAUCGCUGGCGACGCAACAGCUUCAACUCAAGCUCGCUUGGAGUGUUGUUGGGCUUUGAGCAUGAAUCAAUUUUUAUCGGGCAACGAUGCAGUAGACACUAUUGAAAUUGUGCAAUUACUAUCGGGUAUUUUUUCUGGCUCCUAUUUGAAAGGAAAUGGUGCUUUACCAAAUAUUUCGUCCAAAAUGGCAGAGUUACAUGCAGCAGCGAUUUCAUCAUGGACGCUUCUUUUAACUGUUAUGACUCCGGCUGAUAUAUAUAAUUUACUUGCAAGCGAUAAAACUAAUACUUACAUGCCUUCUCUGAAUAGAUUACGAGAAUUACUAGAAUCACCACAUUUGGAAAUACGAUUAUCGGCUGGAGAAGCUCUUGCUGUAAUAUUUGAACUUGGUCGUAAUUUCUCUUGCGAUUACGAACAAGAUUGGUCAUUGGAUUUAAUUGAAAUACUAAAAGAAUUGGCUACAGAUUCUAACAAGUACAGAGCAAAAAAAGAUCGAAAGCAACAAAGAGCUAAUUUCAGAGAUAUACUUCAUUACAUAGAAGAAGAUGUUGUACCAGAGAUGCAUGUCAAAUUCGGCCAAGAAAUUCUAUAUUUAGAAGGAUGGUGUGCACGAACUCAGUAUAAUGCAUGUUGUAGACUAUUGGGUCCGGGUAUCAAUAUUCAUCUUGCAGAAAAUCAACUUUUACGCGAAAUUUUCCACCUUGGUAAUAAAGUUUUACCAAUACCGUCGAAUCAAAAAACUACUAAAUUAGAAAGGACAUUGAUGAAUGCUGCUGCAUUUAAGGCGCGUACUAUUCAACGCAAUAAGAAUAGAGAUAAGCGAUCAGCAGCCUUGGCACCGUAAUUCAAUUUUCUGCUUUUAUAUAUUAGAUUAUUUGUUUUAGGAUAAUGCAAAUUCUAUUACACUUUUUAUUUAUUAUAACUAUUUGAUCAUGAGAAAUUAUUAAAUACUGUUUUCCCUAAUUGUCUAGUUUAAAUUCUGAA
Molecule: messenger RNA, 1674 nt
Organism: Colletes gigas
Lineage: Eukaryota; Metazoa; Arthropoda; Insecta; Hymenoptera; Colletidae
Gene: Ifrd1
Product: interferon-related developmental regulator 2
Exons: 6
Coding region: 221-1534 (437 amino acids)
Source: RefSeq, a predicted model, not a curated record